AUUUGCUAAUACAGAUAAGGGUAAAUGUAAAGUGUGAACAUCCUCGAGAUUUUCUGAAAUGCUGAUAGGCUCCCCCACAAACGUGAACCCAUCUCUCCAUUCUCCUUCUUCCUCCAUAACCAAUAACAACAACCAUGUCCAUCUUCUCUCUCUCCUCAAUCGUUGCUCCUCCAUGACUGAACUUAAGCAAAUCCACGCCCAAACUCUCCGCACAGCGUAUUCUCACAAUCCCCAACACCUCCUCUUUCUUUACAGCAGACUUCUCCACUUCACAUCUUCAAUUGAUAUUCACUACUCUUUUAACCUUUUCUCUCAGAUUCCCAAUCCCAAUUCCUUCAUUUGGAACACUUUAAUUAGAGCUUGUGCUACUAGACAUGCCUACAAACAACGUGCUUUUGUACUUUACUAUCAAAUGUUGAAUGAUGGGAGUGUUUACCCUGAUAAACACACUUUCCCCUUGCUUCUUAAAGCUUGUUCUUACUUAUUCGAUGAAUUUGCAGGCAAACAAGCUCAUGCCCAUGUUUUUAAACUUGGGUUUGCUUCUGAUGUUUACGUUAAUAACAGUCUUAUCCAUUUUUAUGCUUCUUGUGGGCUUUUAGACUCUGCACGCAUGGUGUUCAAUGGAAUGACGGAAACAAGUGUUGUUUCAUGGAAUACUAUAAUUGAUGCAUUGGUUCAGGCUGGGGAGUUUGAUACAGCUUUGGGCUUUUUCAGAGAGAUGCAGCGUUCGUUUGAGCCUGAUGGGUAUACAUUGCACAGUAUUAUAACUGCUUGUGCUGGCCUAGGAACUUUGUCUUUAGGCAUUUGGGUUCAUGCUUAUAUUCUAAGGGUGUGCGAUGCUAACUUGAGCACUGAUGUUCUGUUGAAUAACUCAUUGGUAGAUUUGUACUGUAAAUGUGGAAUGUUGGAUUUUGCCAAGCAGGUGUUCGAUGGGAUGAUCAGGCAUGAUGUAAAUUCGUGGAAUUCCAUGAUUUUAGGACUUGCUAUGCACGGAAGAUCUAAGUUGGCAAUCAAAUAUUAUGAUGAAAUGACGAAUGGUGAGGGGCUAAUGCCAAAUUCAAUCACUUUUGUUGCGAUUCUUAGUGCAUGUAAUCAUGGCGGCAUGGUUGAACUAGGCCGCGAGUUUUUUGAUCUGAUGGUGACCAAUUACUCCAUAGAACCUCAGCUAGAGCACUAUGGAUGCUUGGUUGAUCUUCUUGCUCGUGCAGGAUUGAUAAACGAAGCUUUGGAUCUUGUGUCUAACAUGCCCAUGAAACCCGAUGUGGUCAUAUGGAGAAGUCUUCUUGAUGCUUGUUGCAAGAAAAAUGUGGGCAUAGAACUCAGCCAACAAGUUGCGGAUAAGGUCCUUGAAUCAGAGGGAGUUCCCUCCAGUGGUGUUUAUGUGCUUCUCUCUAGAGUUUACGCCUCAGCUGAACGAUGGAAUGAAGUUGGUCUAGUAAGGAAGAUGAUGACAGAUAGAGGUGUUAGGAAAGAACCUGGCUGUAGUUUCUUGGAAAUCAACGGUGUGAACCAUGAAUUUUUCGCUGGUGACACUUCACACCCACAAACAAAAGAAAUAUACAGAGUUUUGGAUAUGAUAUACGAGAAACUUCAGUCAGCAGGAUAUAGACCUGACAUUUCACAAGCGCCUUUAGUGGAUGAUGAAUAUGAGAAUCAAAAGCAAGAUGCUCUGAAGCUGCAUAGUGAAAAACUCGCCAUUGCUUUUGGACUUAUGAAUCUUAAAUCUGGUGUUCCUAUUCGCGUAUUCAAAAACCUUCGUGUCUGUAAUGACUGCCAUGAAGUUACGAAAUUGAUAUCAAAGAUCUUCAAUGUUAAAAUCAUUGUGAGAGAUCGAGCUCGCUUCCAUCAUUUCGAAAAUGGAGUCUGUUCAUGCAUGGACUACUGGUGACGGUAAACCUGGUCAUUCAAAGCUAGUUUGGUUUCUGUUUAAUUUGAGUUAGUUUGGUUUCUGGCCAGAUCAUUGUAGGUCACUGGUUAGGAGUAUAUUGUGCGAUUUUUAAAGAGAAUCAGUUGGUUAAUCUGAAACAAAACAGACACGGCAGCUUUG
Molecule: messenger RNA, 2047 nt
Organism: Amaranthus tricolor (Joseph's coat)
Lineage: Eukaryota; Viridiplantae; Streptophyta; Magnoliopsida; Caryophyllales; Amaranthaceae
Product: pentatricopeptide repeat-containing protein At1g59720, chloroplastic/mitochondrial
Exons: 1
Coding region: 59-1888 (609 amino acids)
Biological process (GO): RNA modification
Molecular function (GO): zinc ion binding; RNA binding; protein binding
Source: RefSeq, a predicted model, not a curated record